CAAAAGUCAAAAUGGCGGACGACGUCGUCAAUUCGGAUGAGAAAAAACAGGUUUGCACUACUUGCUUCCUAGAAGACACUGAUUAAACGCUGUUACAUUUGACUAAAGAGUUAUUGAUAACUUUCUUCGUUACGUAGUAUAGUUGGAAUGUGAAGAAGUUUAUCCAGAAAACGCCAUGUGUUCGUGAAUCUUUGAUGUAUGGAAUUCUCGGCGGUUCAGUGGUUGGCGUUGGUUAUUUUAUUAAAUCAAGUGAGUAAAACUAAAAGUUCUUUUAUUUCUGCUGGAGGUUUGAUCAUGCUUCAACUUUUAUACAGUGAGGAGAGUUAGGGGAUCGGAUGCAUGGUGGCGUUGAUUGUUGUGGAAAUCUUUAUUUGAUUCGCCCCAUGGAAGGGAAUCCUAGACAGUCUUGGAUUCUGGAUUCCAGGUACUGGAUUCCAUUCUUUCUAGUGGAACUUGGAUUGUGGUUUCCAAUGGUUAGUGGGAUUUUGGAUUCCUUAAGCUGUGUUCCCAAUCCCAAAGGUCAGGAUUUUGGAUUCCACAUCAAAAUUACCGUGGAUUCCAAAUUCCACCAGCAAAUAUUUCCUGGAUUCUCUUACAUGGGGUGUUGUAUACAUCAGGAACUGCAAAGGGGGGUGGGGCUGUGGCCCAACCCCCCCUUACUUUUUCAGAUGGUACAUUUUUUUUAAUUACAUACUUUGGUUUCCCAGAUCUGUCACUUACCACACAAACAAGGUUUAGUAAUCUGACAAUACUGAACGCCCACAAACAGAGAACAGACAAACUUUGUCUUGUAGCUGUUACCAAUUAGUUUGUAGCUCCUAAUGACAAUCGGAGAGGCAACUUUGGCCACAUUCAGAGAAUCCGACUUAAAAAUGUCCGUGUGACACUCAAACCGUUGCAUGUGUUGGGUUUAGCUUCAAAGUCUAUUCAUUUUAAUUUCAGUCUAACGUGGGGGCCAGGUUGUAACUGGUUGUUUUAAGUGCCGAUGUAAUAAUUACAAAUUUAUAUUACUAUUGUCAGUUUUAGAUGCAUUUAUAGCCAUUUCAGAAGACUUAAAUGUGAAAUUUGCCCCAGGGAGCAUGCCCCCCAGGGAAAGCCCCAUACCUAAGAAAAUGUUGUAAUCAAACCAUUGAAGAGAUUUUGGUUAUCACAUGACUGUAUGUCUGUCUGUCCGUAGCACUUGGUAACCAGUCUUUCUGGCUAGUGUAGUGUGGGAGCCUGUAACCUAUAUUCAACUUGAUAAUAGACAGCCGUAUAAUUAUGGUCAAUUGACAACUAUCAAAAUAGGGUAUCCACUAACCAGACUCACAUGACUGUAUCGCUUGCUCAGGUGCCCACUCAUUGAAGUCACGUGACCAUUUAUUAGCUCUUAAUUGAUCACAGGCUAAAGUUUAUGUUUUUCAGUCGUAUGUUUCUCCCCUAAAGUUAAGUAUGGAUUUUUGGAUUUCUUAUUGCAGUGGUUUAAAGUCCAUUGACUGAGGUAAAUUUAAAAUGCCUUAGCAGGAGCGUUGCUUUGAACUCUGGCUAAAUCUAAGUGUAUGUUAGUGGAGAGUUUUUGUCUGUUGGAAAAAAGUUCUGUUCUUCAGAACCAGGUCUUAUAUAUGCCUUUUUCUUUGCAGUGCAUGUUUUGAAGUCAUGCCGCUAUGCAGUUGGUUCUUUUACAUUAAUUUCAUUUGGAAGUUGGUAAAUUGCCUUUUGUUCGUUACAGGGUUAAGCUUCUAAAGGAACUGAGGGUAUAUCACAAGCAGUGCAGGAGCAAAACAAAGGAAUUGACAUAAUCAAACCCUCAAGGGUUAUGCUUUCUUAUUUUGCCUAUUUUAAAAGCAGUAAUUUCCUCCCAUAGGUUAUGGUUUUUUGGGUCUUUUCCUUAAACAGGUUGUUAAAUUUUAUCAGGGUGUGUUUCUGGAGUGGCUUGAUCUGUAGGGUUUGAAAAAAAAAUCUGCAUUAACAUAAUUAUUUUAAGACAGCUUUAUGCCAAAGUUUUUGCAGCUAAAACAUUUUUUUUAAAAUUUUCUAGUAUCCUAAAAGAUCUUUUGCUGGAAUUUUUGUUUCACAUAGUAAUUCAGUUUGUUUCAUGAAUAUGAAUCAUGCAGUUACUCGAUAAAGUUAUCUACAAUCAGAUGACCUUGUUCAAGUGGAUACACUUUAUUGAAAAAGCUCCAUAUAUUUUAUUUUAUAAUACCUAUUCAACACCUUUCACAUAAAAGUAAAAUUGUAAAUCUUACAUUCUUUCUUUACAGGGAGGUAUGCAGAUACAUCAAGUAUAAAGAGAUAGAGGCUGUGAAAGAAAGUGUGGAUAUGUUAAAUAAAUAUAAAGAGCAAAAGAGAGAUGAAGUUGAAGAUGAUUGAAACUGAACCAAAUUCUGUUGUUUGACAUCCAUAUAUCUUUAAUAAAAUAAAGACACAAGUAUAUUAAUUUUAUAAGGGUGCUUGUAAUAUAAAUCAGAUUUGGUGUAAAUCUCCACCAGCUUAAGUACGAGAGGCGUGUCUGUACCUGUAAGGACAGACACGUUGUUUUUUUGUACCCAAUAUAUGGUAUUGUGGC
Molecule: messenger RNA, 2545 nt
Organism: Porites lobata
Lineage: Eukaryota; Metazoa; Cnidaria; Anthozoa; Scleractinia; Poritidae
Source: the annotation of a GenBank genome assembly